Messenger RNA from Rhinolophus ferrumequinum (greater horseshoe bat), 6621 nucleotides. It is a transcript of the gene RASGRF1, whose product is annotated as Ras protein specific guanine nucleotide releasing factor 1. The transcript has 27 exons. Gene Ontology annotation, biological process: Ras protein signal transduction; positive regulation of GTPase activity. Lineage: Eukaryota; Metazoa; Chordata; Mammalia; Chiroptera; Rhinolophidae. The record is from RefSeq and is a predicted model, not a curated record. Gene Ontology annotation, molecular function: guanyl-nucleotide exchange factor activity; protein binding. The coding region runs from base 37 to 4128 and encodes 1363 amino acids. Gene Ontology annotation, cellular component: plasma membrane.
GCUGCUGAAACGGGCUCUUCCAGGGAGCGGUGUCACAUGACUCCGCCUGCCCCUGCCAGCGCACAGCUCGCAGCUCCCUCAGUUUCCCAGGUGCCAGGGGAGGGUCUCCACGCACCUCCUGGGCCCCGGGCUCUGCGGAGCGGACACGAGCUUCCAGUGGGGAAUGGUACAUCCGGAUUCCAGAAGCCACGACUCGGCGCCAGAUCCCGGAGUGUAGCUAUUUGGGGGGGAGGGGAGAGCGAGAAGGAGGGAGCGAGCGAGCGCCAGAGAGGCAGCGCUGCGCGCACGGACAGGGGGCUGCUGGCGGCGCGGAGAAGAUGUAAGCGCGUGGGGUCUAGCUGGCCUCCGAGCACCAUGCAGAAAGGGAUCCGGCUGAACGAUGGCCACGUCGCAUCCCUGGGGCUGCUGGCACGCAAGGACGGCACGCGCAAAGGCUACCUGAGCAAGCGGAGUCCGGACAACACAAAAUGGCAAACCAAGUGGUUCGCGCUGCUGCAGAACCUGCUCUUCUACUUCGAAAGCGACUCAAGCUCACGGCCCUCUGGGCUCUACCUGCUGGAGGGCUGCGUCUGCGACCGAGCGCCCUCCCCGAAGCCUGCGCUCUCGGCCAAGGAGCCGCUGGAGAAACAGCAUUAUUUCACGGUGAACUUCAGCCAUGAGAACCAGAAAGCCCUGGAGCUGAGGACAGAGGACGCGAAGGACCGUGACGAGUGGGUGGCGGCCAUCGCUCAUGCAAGCUACCGGACCCUGGCCACCGAGCACGAAGCCCUGAUGCAGAAGUACCUGCACCUGCUACAGGUCGUGGAGACGGAGAAGACUGUGGCCAGACAGCUGCGGCAGCAGAUCGAGGACGGCGAGAUGGAGAUUGAGCGGCUGAAGGCGGAGAUCGCAUCCCUGCUCAAGGACAAUGAGCGCAUCCAGUCCACCCAGACCGUAACCCCCAAUGACGAGGACAGUGACAUCAAGAAAAUUAAGAAGGUGCAGAGCUUCCUGCGGGGCUGGCUGUGCCGGCGCAAGUGGAAGACCAUCAUCCAGGACUACAUCCGCUCGCCCCACGCCGACAGCAUGCGCAAGCGCAAUCAGGUGGUGUUCAGCAUGCUGGAGGCCGAGGCCGAGUACGUGCAGCAGCUGCACAUCCUGGUCAACAACUUCCUGCGCCCGCUGCGCAUGGCCGCCAGCUCCAAGAAGCCCCCCAUCACGCACGACGACGUCAGCAGCAUCUUCCUCAACAGCGAGACCAUCAUGUUUCUGCACCAGAUUUUCUACCAGGGGCUGAAGGCACGCAUCUCCAGCUGGCCCACGCUGGUCCUGGCCGACCUCUUCGACAUCCUGCUGCCCAUGCUAAACAUCUAUCAGGAGUUCGUGCGGAACCACCAGUACAGCCUGCAGAUCCUGGCCCACUGCAAGCAGAACCGCGACUUCGACAAGCUGCUGAAGCAUUACGAGGCGAAGCCGGACUGCGAGGAGAGGACGCUGGAGACCUUCCUCACCUACCCCAUGUUCCAGAUCCCCAGGUACAUCCUGACGCUGCACGAGCUCCUGGCCCACACUCCCCACGAGCACGUCGAACGCAACAGCCUGGACUACGCCAAGUCCAAGCUGGAGGAGCUGUCCAGGAUAAUGCACGAUGAAGUGAGCGAGACAGAGAACAUCCGGAAAAAUCUAGCCAUCGAGCGUAUGAUCAUGGAAGGCUGCGAGAUCCUGCUGGACACCAGCCAGACCUUUGUGAGACAAGGCUCCCUCAUCCAGGUGCCCAUGUCUGAGAAGGGCAAGAUCACCAGGGGGCGACUGGGGUCUCUGUCCCUGAAGAAAGAGGGCGAGCGGCAGUGCUUCCUGUUCUCGAAGCACCUCAUCAUCUGCACCAGAGGCUCUGGCGGGAAGCUCCAUCUGACCAAGAAUGGAGUCGUGUCCCUCAUCGACUGCACUUUGCUGGAGGACCCAGAAAGCACGGAGGAAGAAGCCAAGGGGCCGGGCCAGGACACGGACCGCCUGGAUUUUAAGAUUGGGGUGGAGCCGAAGGAUGCCCCGCCCUUCACGGUCAUCCUCGUGGCCUCAUCCAGGCAGGAGAAGGCGGCAUGGACCAGUGACAUCAGCCAGUGUGUGGACAACAUCCGGUGUAAUGGGCUCAUGAUGAACGCCUUUGAGGAAAAUUCCAAGGUCACAGUGCCACAGAUGAUCAAGUCCGACGCGUCCCUGUACUGCGACGACGUGGACAUCCGCUUCAGCAAGACCAUGAACUCCUGCAAGGUGCUGCAGAUCCGGUACGCCAGCGUGGGGCGGCUGCUCGAGCGGCUGACCGACCUGCGCUUCCUCAGCAUCGACUUCCUCAACACCUUCCUGCACUCCUACCGCGUCUUCACCACGGCCGUCGUGGUCCUGGACAAGCUCAUCGCCAUCUACCGGAAGCCCAUCAGCGCCAUCCCCGCCAGGUCGCUGGAGCUCUUGUUCGCCAGUGGCCAGAACAACAAGCUCCUGUACGGCGACCCCCCGAAGUCCCCGCGUGCCACCCGCAAGUUCUCCUCGCCCCCGCCUCUGUCCAUCGCCAAGACGGCGUCGCCCAGCCGCCGGCGCAAGCUCUCCCUGAACAUCCCCAUCAUCACGGGCGGCAAGGCCCUGGACCUGGCCGCCCUGGGCUGCAGCUCCAACGGCUACACAAGUAUGUACUCAGCCAUGUCGCCCUUCGGCAAGGCCACGCUGGACACCAGCAAGCUCUACGUGUCCGGCGGCUUUGCCAACAAGAUUGCAGACGAGGGCGACAUGCCCGCCGAGAAGCCGGAAGACCCUUCGGCCCCCAGCAGGCAGAGCUCGGAAGUCUCCAUGCGGGAAGAGUCAGACACUGAUGAAAACCCGAGUGACGAUGGUGACACUGAGCUGUCGCCCACUAAGUCACCAACUACACCCAAAUCCGUCAAGAGCAAAAAUUCCUCAGAGCUCCCGCUCUUCUCCUACAACAACGGGGUCGUUAGGACCCCCUGCCGUGACCUGGACAACAACCGAAGUGCCCUGUCGGCGGCUUCUGCCUUCGCCAUCGCAACCGCGGGCGCCAACGAGGGUACCCCGAACAAAGAGAAGUACCGGAGGAUGUCCCUGGCCAGCGCAGGCUUCCCCGCCGACCAGCGGGACGGAGACAAGGAGUUUGUGAUCCGCAGAGCGGCCACCAACCGCGUCCUCAAUGUGCUGCGCCACUGGGUCUCCAAGCACUCUCAGGACUUUGAGACCAAUGACGAGCUCAAGUGCCAGGUGGUCAGCUUCCUGGAGGAGGUCAUGCACGACCCGGAGCUGCUGACCCAGGAGCGGAAGGCUGCCGCCAACAUCAUCAGGACUCUGACGCAGGAGGAUCCAGGUGAUAACCAGAUCACACUGGAAGAGAUCACACAGAUGGCCGAGGGCGUGAAGGCCGAGCCCUUUGAAAACCACUCCGCCCUGGAGAUCGCAGAGCAGCUCACCCUCCUGGACCAUCUCAUCUUCAAGAAGAUCCCUUAUGAGGAGUUCUUCGGACAAGGCUGGAUGAAACUGGAGAAGAACGAAAGGACCCCUUACAUCAUGAAAACCACUAAGCAUUUCAACGACAUCAGUAACUUGAUUGCUUCAGAAAUCAUCCGCAAUGAGGACGUCAACGCCAGGGUGAGCGCCAUCGAGAAGUGGGUGGCCGUGGCCGACAUAUGCCGCUGCUUACACAACUACAACGCCGUGCUGGAGAUCACCUCAUCCAUGAACCGGAGUGCCAUCUUCCGGCUGAAGAAGACGUGGCUCAAAGUCUCUAAGCAGACAAAAGCUUUGAUUGAUAAGCUCCAAAAGCUUGUGUCAUCAGAGGGCAGAUUUAAGAAUCUGAGAGAAGCUCUGAAAAACUGUGACCCUCCCUGCGUCCCUUACCUGGGGAUGUACCUCACCGACCUGGCUUUCAUCGAGGAGGGGACGCCCAACUACACAGAGGACGGCCUGGUCAACUUCUCCAAGAUGCGAAUGAUAUCCCACAUCAUCCGAGAGAUUCGCCAGUUUCAACAGACCGCCUACAAAAUAGAACACCAAGCAAAGGUAACCCAAUAUCUACUGGACCAAUCUUUUGUAAUGGACGAAGAGAGCCUCUACGAGUCCUCUCUCCGGAUAGAACCCAAGCUGCCCACCUGAAGCUGCGGGGUGCAGACCCAGCCGCGCCCACGGACACACGCUGUGUGACACUGUACAUACUCGUUGGGUCUCUCUGGAUUCUCUUCUUUAGUACGUGCUUCUCCAAACACACAAAUCCAUUCCUGCCCCGCGUCCUGUAGAGCCAGACUGUGAAUUUGUGCACCGUUUGAGACGCCGCCUGCCCGCCCUCCCACCCCUCGUCUCCUGCAACGCCUGGUCCUUCCAACAGCUGUGCUCCUCGUCUGUCCCACCCAGCCCGGCGCUCUCCUCAGGAGGGAACACAGAGCCCGUCCCCAGCCCAGACCCUGGGCUCAGUGGCCCCCAGCAGCCUCCCAGCAUGUUCCAUGUAGUUAUUAUAACUGGGUGGGGGUGGGGGGGAGGCGGGAGGGGGGACCAUACCCUGAAGUCGUCAUCGACAGGUCUUCUCGCUGAUGGUGACGCCAGUUUCCAAAGCAGCUUUGUCAGCCAAAAGCGCAGGUCUCAAAACUCCCCGUCUCCCUGUCACCUGACGGAGGAAGUGCCCUCCGGGGAGAACCACACCCCAUGACACCACGUGGCCACGUCGUCCAGGCACCCUGGCGCUCCUUGCUCUAGGAAUAACACCAGCUAGACACAGCAUGAAUAGCAGUCUCAGUAACACCGGACGAGGCCCCGGGACCAACGAGGAAAACGGAACCACCACACAAAGCCGACUUCGGCCCAGCGCUGCCGGCAAUUCCUGCCGGUUGGGAACACACGAAAACGUCACUUGUCCUCUUGCAGCGCCUGACGGCCCCUCCCAGCUUACACUGAGAUGCUCUAAGUCUGUAUGCCUCGUGAAAAUAGUACCACACUAUAGGAUUAGGAAACCAAUAACCAAGUGUGUUUAUCGCAUAUCCUCUAGUCCGUCUUGAUGCCUCCUAGCCGGAAGAUAGUGCCGUAGUGCUUAUUCUGUGAAUAUCCCACCUGUUUUUACACUGUACAGGACAGACAACAGGUUAACUCUGACGUGGCAGGCAUGCUCCACUGCGACAGACAGACAGACAACUCUGCUGUAAGCAAUACCCAGUGGUGUGGGAAUCCUAUUUCAAGUCCUAAAAUAUUUCAACUGACGGCUUGUUUGGAAAACAGAAAUUUCCAUUUUUGUAAACAUCUAUGUUUCCUGAUUACCUCUUGCUAAUAAAUCUAUUCUAUCUCAGGGUGAACAGUGGGUGUGGGUGGGUCCCACUCAUUCACUGCCUCCGAGUGGGUCCUGGGUGAACGCUUGGCCUUAGUCGGCAAGUGCCAAGAACACAAUCUCUGCUUUUCAGGACUCACAGUCUCGUGGGGACACGAUUUCGGUUACCAGGAAUGAAUCGCUAGAAACGAUUUCCGUUAUCUGUCCGAGCUGUGCGGGUCGCCAGGCCCAGCUGGCGGCUCUUGCAUGGGGUCUCUCACGAGGGGAGGUCACACCUCCACGGGGUCUCAGGCAGAAGCUAAGAGGCUUCCGCUGACCCAGCGUCAGAACUCCCAGAACAUCACACCCACAAUAUUCAUAACAAUAACAUGCUACUAUAAUUUUUUAAAAGUCAAAAUUCAUGUAAAACUCUAAUGCGAAGAAAAUGCCAGAAUUUUCAGCAAGGACAGGAUCGGUAUUACCGAGUUUUCCUUCCGCCUCAGCACCAGCUUCGUGCCCCUUCUGCACGUGAACCACAGACGGCUCUCGUCCCCGAAAGGAGACAGCGUGCUCCGGCUGUGGGUGGUUCGUGGGGAGAGGGGACACACUGGGCUAGCCUCUCUGCUUGCCUGUGUCUGGCUGUUUGGCUUUUCAGGGUGUCUGUUGCCUCCAACCCCACGAAGGAGCUUUUUAAAUUCAGGCCACAAGAGCAGACUGACCCAGGUCCCCGGUUUCCUUCAGGGUAAGUGGGUUCACAAGGGCAAACGGUGCUGCCCGUUGGCCUCUGGCAGCCGCUCACCAGCCUCUUGCUCUCGCCGUGUUUAAUGAUCACGGUCCCUUUCCCAACGGUGGCCUUGUGGGAGAGGGGCGCUGGUUUGUGGCUGUCACGGGCGGGCGUGUGAAGGUGCCGCCCAGGUGUUUGUCAAGCCCUGCCUGUGCAUUCCUCGGCACCAGCAUCCAGCCACCCUCCUGACUCCCUGACCGCAGCGUCCUCCUGCCCCAGCUGGAGUGGGGACCACAAAGCAAAGAGCCUCACAUUCUAGUCCAGCCCACGGCUUAGUGCCAGCCUCCACGUGGGCGCCCUCCUUCCACUUCAAACUCAGCCAGACCACACUGACCUCACCAGCUUCUAACCACACGGGCACCUUCCCACAGCCCCACCCGGCUGUGCAAGCCAGGAACCCAGAGGUCACCCAUGACUCCCACAUCCAAGGACUCACCAGGGCCAGCUGAUGUCAGCCUCCGAAUUAUCUUUCCAGCCAGGUGACAGCUCCUCACCGCCUCUGUCACCACCCUGGACCAGCAGCUCUCACACUUUUUGGUCUACAGGACCGCUCUACACACUUAAAAAUUAUUGA